This is a messenger RNA of Ilyonectria robusta, 572 nucleotides long. RefSeq lists its product as uncharacterized. Lineage: Eukaryota; Fungi; Ascomycota; Sordariomycetes; Hypocreales; Nectriaceae. The annotation marks the transcript as partial. The transcript has a single exon. The record is from RefSeq and is a predicted model, not a curated record.
UUGCGAUCAUGCGGCAUCCCGCCGGGCUUGGCCAGUUGGCUCUUCUCAUUUGCCAACCACAGCAACCGGUCAGAACGUCGACGCAGUUACCCCUCCAGCAGAGCACCGACGACGUGGUCCGCGAGGCGCACGAUGCGCAGACCGAGAGGGACGCUGCAGGACGCUGGGGGAGCAGCCUUUGUCGUCAUUUCGCAAUCACCCGCGCCCUGCGGCGGGAUAUUGGCGACAUUCUGUGCGACCCGUGGGGCUUAAACGAGAAGGAGAAAGCCGGAUGCAGAGAUCUGCGUGGCAGCCUCCAGUAUCCAGCCUCCAGCCUUGCGCCAAAGACGACAGCCGGCCUUCAGCUUGCCUUGCAUGUCUGGCUCUAUCUGGCCGGUUCAGCCUGCUUUGGAAUAUGGCGAUAUCAAACAGAGACCCAACACAGUGAUAGUGGGUGUUGUAUCGGCUGCUACGCCCCAUCCUCCUGCUAUUUCCAACGACCUAUUACAUCUCCCCAACAAGUGCUCCUAGGCUAGGUCAGCAUGGAUAUCACACCAACAACCCGGUUUUUCUUGUGUCCUUGGGUUCCAUCC